AUGGCCGAUGGUCUUCCCACCGAAAAUGGGCUACAACUUGAUGCCACUGAAGGCUUUGCCGACCCAUCACAAUUCGAAUCUUUGAACGGCUUUGCAAACGACCCGAACUUGAUGAUGUCGCAGAUGGGCAUGGCUACAGUGCCGAUGAUGGAUCAGCCAGUGGCCGCACCUAUCACCGCCGAAGAGAUUGCCCUGUAUGACCGCCAGAUCCGACUCUGGGGAGUACAGGCUCAGGAGAAGAUCCGAUCAGCCAACAUCCUUCUCAUUGGCUUCGGAGGACUGGGAGUAGAGAUCACGAAAAACCUAGUGCUGGCCGGCAUCGGCACACUCACGAUCCUUGAGCAUGCGCUGGUCAUGGAGGAAGACUUGGGCACAAACUUCUUCGUCAACGAGGAGCACAUCGGCCAGAAUCGUGUCGAGGCUGCUAUGCCUGAGAUCAAGAAGCUCAACCCACGAGUCAACCUCUACAACGACACCGAUAUUGUCUUCACCAAAAUGCCUGAAUACUUCCAGAGCUUCGACAUCACAAUAGCCACAGGUCUACCUCUCAACGCCGUCAGCACCAUCAAUUCCAACUGCCGAGGUUUUGGCCAGAAGUUCUAUGCUGCCGACGUGCAGGGCAUGUAUGGCUACAUCUUCGCCGAUCUGGUCAUACACCAAUUCACCCAAGAGCGCCUCCAGUCCAACGUCCCCACAAAGCCUGGCAAGAAGGAGACGUCUACUCAGACCGUCAUCAGCGUCUCCGAGAAGAUCGAGAACGGCAAGAACAUGGAAGUGGUCCUCAAGCAGGAAGAGUACUCGCCAUUCCUUCUCGCCAAUACCGCACAACUUCCCGCCGAGCUCACCAGGACCGUUGCCAAACGCAAAAAGAUCACACCCCUACUCUCAUGCCUCCGUGCACUAUUUGACUUCCAAGAUGCAAUGGGUCGUCUACCAGGUGCUACCGCCGAAGAUCUGCAGAAUUACACCAAACUAGUACACGCCAAACAUCUCGAGCUCGGUCUUCCGAACGAGACGAUGAAGGCCGAGUUUCUGAGAAGCUUCCUACAGAAUCUUGGUUCCGAGAUCAGUCCGGUCGUGGCCUAUCUUGGUGGUCGACUGGCCCAGGACGUCAUCAACGUGCUCGGUCAACGAGAACAGCCGCUCCAGAACUUCCUCCUAUUCGAUGCCGAGACUCUCACCUGCCCGGUUUACUCACUGCAACCGGUCUUCGAUGACAGUGCACUGCAGCCAGUCUUUGACAGCAUGCUCGCCGCGACUGAGAUGCAGAAUGGUGUUCUAGCCACCACCUAG
Molecule: messenger RNA, 1293 nt
Organism: Cyphellophora attinorum
Lineage: Eukaryota; Fungi; Ascomycota; Eurotiomycetes; Chaetothyriales; Cyphellophoraceae
Product: DNA damage tolerance protein RHC31
Exons: 1
Coding region: 1-1293 (430 amino acids)
Biological process (GO): protein sumoylation
Cellular component (GO): SUMO activating enzyme complex; cytoplasm
Molecular function (GO): SUMO activating enzyme activity
Source: RefSeq, a predicted model, not a curated record